This is a messenger RNA of Caretta caretta (loggerhead turtle), 5341 nucleotides long. It is a transcript of the gene VPS26B, whose product is annotated as VPS26 retromer complex component B. NCBI's taxonomy places the organism in Eukaryota, Metazoa, Chordata, Testudines, Cheloniidae. Gene Ontology annotation, biological process: intracellular protein transport. The record is from RefSeq and is a predicted model, not a curated record.
GGCCGGGCGGCGCUUGCGCAGUGCGAGGCCCGGCCCUGGAGGACAGCUCGAGCGCAGCUAGUGCCAGCCAGCCGGGGCAGAGCGCGAGCGCAUCUGGGCUGCGGAGCCCCUCGCACCCAGCCCGGAGCGGGGUCCGCAUCGUGCGAGCUCCGAGCCCGGCUCCUGCGCCGCGGGGUGACCGCUGCGCUCCGUUCGCCCUGCGGAGACCACGGGGACUGAGCGCUUGCCAGCAGGGCCUCCCAGAGCACCCCCUUGCCCCCACAGCCGGGGCCCCUCCCCAUUUGCACCCCCUUGCCCCCACAGCCGGGGCCCCUCCCCAUUUGCACCCCCUUGCCCCCACAGCCGGGGCCCCUCCCCAUUUGCACCCUCUUGCCCCACAGCCGGAGUACUCUCGAUACCUUCUCGCUGGGGGGGACCCUCCCAGUUGCACCUCCUUCCCCUAUCAGUGGUGCCCCCUGCUGCAUUGCACCCCCCCCCACACACACACCCCAAGCGGUAAGUGCUCCCUUUUCGUUCCCCAGCACCCCACACCCCUUCCUGAGUAGUGAAGGUAAGAGGCAGAAGACCCCCCACGGGGUGCACUGAAUCCCUCGGUCUCCAGCUGCCAAGGGCCCUUCCUUGUAAUUCAUCUCCGAGCAGCGGCUGCAGACUCCAUGGGCGACCUUUAUGCUGCAGCCCUUUCCAAAACAGCAGCAGUUCCUUAGGCUGUUACAUCGCCCUUUUAAGCAGCUUUCUAGGCCCUCUCUUGGUUGCAUUGGACCACCCUUCUCUAACUCCCCUUCCUAAGCAACAGGAGCCCUCUAGCACUCUGAGGUUACUCUAUCCCCGUCCUCCAGAAAUAUAGAUCCUUCUAGUGCUUUUGAGCUGUAUUGAACUCUCUUCCAUCCUGAAGUCACUCAGCUUGCUAGGAUUGAACCUCACCAAGAUCCUUUAGCAUUACAGUCUUCAUCCCUAAAAUUGGAUUAUAUCCACUUUCCUUAUCUGGGUUUCUGUACUGCAUCCAUUGCCAUCGUAUUUGAGCCCCUUGAAGAAAACAAAAUUCUCAAACGUUGCCACUCUUCCAGUGCUCCCUGGAGUAGUACACGCCAUUCCCCACAGCAACCCCAUUAGCCCCCUCUGGGAUUGUGCCUUCCUCCCCAGCAGCGAGAUGAGCUUCUUUGGGUUUGGGCAGAGUGCAGAGUUGGAGCUGGUGCUGAGCGAUGCGGAGAGUAGGCGUAGGGCUGAGCACAAGACUGAAGAGGGCAAGAAGGAGAAAUAUUUCCUUUUCUACGAUGGGGAGACAGUAUCAGGUCGGGUCACCCUCACCCUCAAGCACCCAAACAAGCGGCUGGAGCACCAAGGCAUCAAGGUGGAGUUCAUUGGACAAAUUGAGCUCUACUAUGACCGGGGAAACCACCAUGAAUUUGUCUCUCUAGUGAAGGACCUGGCCCGUCCUGGUGAGUUCACCCAGUCACAGACAUUCGACUUUGAAUUCACGCAUGUGGAAAAACCGUACGAGUCCUACACGGGGCAGAAUGUGAAGUUACGGUAUUUCCUCCGAGCGACCGUCAGCCGCAGAUUAAAUGAUGUGGUGAAGGAGAUGGACAUUGUCGUGCACACACUCAGCACCUACCCGGAGCUCAAUUCCUCUAUCAAGAUGGAGGUGGGAAUCGAGGAUUGCCUGCACAUCGAGUUUGAGUAUAACAAAUCCAAGUACCACUUAAAAGAUGUGAUUGUUGGAAAAAUCUACUUCCUGUUGGUGCGGAUCAAGAUCAAACACAUGGAGAUAGAUAUCAUCAAGAGAGAGACAACAGGGACCGGCCCCAAUGUUUACCACGAGAAUGACACAAUAGCUAAAUAUGAGAUCAUGGAUGGGGCACCUGUUAGAGGGGAGUCCAUUCCAAUCCGACUCUUCCUGGCGGGCUAUGAGCUGACGCCCACUAUGAGGGACAUCAAUAAGAAGUUCUCGGUGCGUUAUUACCUCAACCUGGUGCUGAUCGAUGAAGAAGAAAGGCGCUAUUUCAAACAGCAGGAAGUGGUGCUAUGGCGGAAAGGAGACAUUGUGAGGAAGAGCAUGUCCCACCAGGCAGCCAUUGCCUCUCAGCGGUUUGAGGGGACAUCCUCCCAUGCUGAGGCCACGACCCCCACCCAGCCUGCAGAAAACAACAGCCGGCAGUGAAGGGCCCUGUGGAGCGAGGCUGCUGCAGAACCCACGUUUUCCAGGGCCGGCAGCAGCAACGAGGGGAAAAGAAAACAUUUCACCAGAGACUUAUGAAAAUCAGUAUCAGUUUUUUGACUUAAUUCUGAUCUUCGAAGGACCAGUCGGGUGGGGUGGGGGCAAUGUAAGCUACAGCAACCACGGCACAAAGUUGAACGUACCUCAGUGCUCCCCAACCUCCUACGUUCCUCUGGGGUCGGCUGCUUUUACACAUGCAGGGGCCAUUAGGCUGCCUGGCUUUCCCGUUGCCAUGAGACCCCUUCAGCAUGGCAGUGGGGAGGCGGGAGGGGAAAUUUUGAUGCUCCUCCUCGGCGGUAGGUAUGUCCCUUUGGGCAUGUAGGAAGGCAUUUUGCUGCCAUCAAGAAGCCCUUGUGAGGUGAGUGGGAGGAGGGAGCCCGAUGAAGCAUUUCAGCUGGAAGGCGGGAGUGUGCAUGUGCGGAGUUUAGGCUUGAAGUGUAGCCUGCCUGAUGGGUUCUCCUUCCCCCCCCCCCAUGCUGUUCCUGGAGUCUCUGCUGCAAAUCGUUAUAUAACUAGUUGAAUCAGCCCUGUGAAUAGCAGAGCCAGGUUGUGCAGCGUAGCAGAUGAUGCUGCCUUCGUGUCCUUGCCUUGGGAGCUCAUGGAUGCAGCUGUCUGUGGAAUUGACAGGCAUAUGGAUACUGUAUAGGGCAGAUGAGGUAUGGGUGAGCUAGCGGAGCUGCUAGGCAGAGAGUCUGGGAGGAAACCGUCCAGUGAAAGAGAGCACACAGAGCCUUGAUAGUCUCGCCUCCGGGAGGUCAGGCUGUAGUUUGUAAUCCAUGCUGUAUGACAUAGCCACGCUGGGCCCUGGGAAGCUUGUGUAUGCUGGAGAUAAAAGAGAGUGUAAUAGCACAGCAGUUGUACAGACUCCACAUGCUGUGGUGGGAAGCAGUUGCAGUCAGGUCUUUCUAGGAGUUGUACAAGGAAAAGCCUUGCGGUGGCCUGUGCAGCCUCUGAAGUGCUGCUGUAAGUGAUGGACUGUUUCCCUUCUGGCUUUCUCCUUGUUUCCAAUUUAUCUGAAUGAAACUCUGCUUCAUCUGGCCCUAGGAUUCACCCCAGUGGUGCUGUGGUUAAACUUCAUGGGGACUUCCCUGAUUGGCUGAAAAUUAUCUGAAAGAGCAGCAGGGUGGGACAGGAGGGGACAUGGGGGUGUUCUUUAAAUGAACCUGUAUGUAAAAGGCUUGAAGGUUACCCCCUGGGCACCUGGGAUAAGCUAUUAAUAGUCCUGGCAAAUGGGACACCUUUGUUUAAGGAGCUACUGGCCUGUAUGUGCUGCUAAGUGAAGUGAAGCAAAAUGGCAGGGUGGCUGGCAAAACUUUCUGCUUCCAUACAGUCAGCUCUUGGUCAGUUGGGCCUGAUGAGAACAGUAGUGGUGGUGUCUUUGGGCAUGAAGCUAUCAGGACCUGAGCGUGGGAUGUCUUUCACUCAAAAUAAACUCCAUUUAAUCUUUUGAGUUAAGUGGGAUCAUGAGAAUGUACCCGGAAGGGAUUCAGUCUUCCUUUAAAGUUCAGAGAUGGUCUUUUAGACUUAACUGAUUGAUGGGAUUUGGAUGUUCUUCAUCCUUUUUAGAUCCCUUUCUAGGAAGCAGGUAAUAAAACCUCCAACCAGCAUAUGGAGACAGAAACCUGAACUAAACCAAGACAUCACUCCCUCUAACGGGAGUGGUACUGAUGGGUUUCCUGAUGUUCCGCCAGGCUUGCUUCUGAUUCUGGAAUUUCCUCUGGUUGGAUGUAGGGCUGUUCUCUGGCUGCUGGGAAGUUAAAGCAUCUUCUGCAACGUUUGUCUCUGUGAGAGACAGUGCCCUGGUGCCUGUAGUGACGGUGGGGUCUGGGUGGGAGGAGGGUGGUGUUUGCGUCGUAAGAAAGCUGCUGUAGUUCAGUGAUAAAUGUGUUUUCUGCUUGCCAAACGAAGUUUUAUUUUCACUCAGUCACAUGUAGGCUAUGGUUCUUAACCUAGAUGGAGAGUCCUGCUUCAUCCCAGGGGAUGUUAAUUGCCUCUUCUCUGCUGUGAACACUAGUGUCACACCAUGUUCUGCACGGUAGUAGUGAGGAUGUGUGGCUUACCCUGCCUCCGUAUGUGAGAGAUCCCUGCUGUGGACUGGAACAGCAGUUUCCUCCCUCAGACCAAAGCACACUCAUAUUAAAGGCAGCUGCUUUGUUACAUCAUGUGUAGGGGUAGUGGUGUGCUUUGGGCCUCAUGUAGCCAAUGAACGUGGACGCUACUUCUGCUCUGCUUCUGCCCCAUUGAGAGGGAUUCAGGUGUGCCAUGGCAAUGCACAAUCAUUUGAAAACAGGUGAGGCUCCCUUUAGGAGACAGUCCAGGUAACAGAUGGUAUCUGCGGGGCUGAGCCUAGCCCAGCUGCACCCUGACCCACUCUCUCCUUUGCCUCAUCUCAAAACAGCCAUCCUGAAAUCCCUUUGUGCUUGAAUACUUCUCUUGGUUGUAGUAUGUUGGUGUUAAGAAGCCCAGGGGGUGAACACAUCUCUGCAUUGGGUGAGUGGUGAAACAGGAUCAGUGAUGGACCUGGGGAGAUUGCCUAAAGAUGGAAAUCCCCCUCUCCCCAAGAUUCUCAGACAGCAUUUGCUUGUCACUCUGAGAGGGAUUAGUCAGAAAUGGUGCAUGAGCCAAAAUGUUUCCUUUUGUUAACUUUUCUGCACCUCUGUGUCCCCCAUCAUAGGACUAGGCUUGAGAGUCACCCCUCCCCACCUUUUUACCUUCUCUGAGUAGAUGAUUCAGCCUGCUUUCUAUUAUGCCCUGUGUUUGGGGGUGAUGAUACCUGCCCCAUCUAUACUGAUUGGCUCUUGAGAGGAGAGACAUGAACCUUCAAUGCCAAGCCCUGACAGAAAAGAAAAAGCCAACUGUUUACUAAGAGGAGCGGGGAGCUAUUGUGGCUUUUGCAGUGCACCCCCUGCUGGGUUGUUUUAUCUUGUGCUGUGGGUGUCCCCUCCCCUCCAAGCAGCUUCUCACCGGGUGGAGGGGUGCAUCGGCACUGAACCAAGCAGUGCGACUUGUAAUUUAGCCCCUGCAGUGUUUACAUGUUUCUUAAUUCGUCUUUUCAGUGGCUGUAUUUUAAAAUCUGUUUGUUUGCCUCUUGGAUUAAAAGGGGCCAUUCUAGGCUUUCAGAUGCCA